UGCAUUCAUUUUAUACUCACCCUUCUCUGCUAUUUUGCAGCAAAAGCUGAAAAACAACAACUCAAUGAAGAUUUAGAGAAGACUUCAAGGGUUGAAGCUCAUAUAUGCUCACAGAUACCGGAGAAACAAAAAAACGAUUGCCUCUCUAGAAUUGAACUCGGCAACACUUACCCAAGUACUUACAGAAGUAAUUACUAUGCGUAAUGGCCAUCCUUCUAGCUGAACUGAAUUUGCCUACUCUGGGCAUUGGUUUAUCUAUGAAGAAAGCAG
Linum tenue is the source of this 270-nucleotide messenger RNA. NCBI's taxonomy places the organism in Eukaryota, Viridiplantae, Streptophyta, Magnoliopsida, Malpighiales, Linaceae. The record is from the annotation of a GenBank genome assembly.